Molecule: messenger RNA, 246 nt
Organism: Phyllostomus hastatus (greater spear-nosed bat)
Lineage: Eukaryota; Metazoa; Chordata; Mammalia; Chiroptera; Phyllostomidae
Product: 40S ribosomal protein S27-like
Exons: 1
Biological process (GO): ribosomal small subunit assembly; translation
Cellular component (GO): cytosolic small ribosomal subunit; ribosome
Molecular function (GO): structural constituent of ribosome; RNA binding
Source: RefSeq, a predicted model, not a curated record
ACAAAGGAUCUCCUUCGUCCCUCCCCAGAAGAGGAGAAGAGGAAACACAAGAAGAAGCACCUGGUGCAGAGCCCCAGUUCCUACUUCAUGGCUGUGAAAUGCCCAGGAUGCUAUAAAAUCACCACCAUCUUUAGCCGUGCACCAAGGGUAGUUUUGCGUGCUGGCUGCUCCACUGGCCUCUGUCAGCCUGCAGGAGGGGAAGCAAGGCCUACAGAAGGAUGCCCCUUCGGAAGGAGGCAGCACUAA